UAUCGGAGUCAGUAUAAGAACAGCUGCUGGAGUGUCACCUUCAAAAAGCUGAUUGUUAUAUUACUAAAUAAACAAGGAUUUUGGUUCGGUUUUAAAUCUACCUAUAGAUAAAAUUAUCUAGAAAUUUUUAACUGUAGAUUGUUAAGAGAUAGUAUUUAUUAAAAAUGGUUCUAAAAGUAGUAAGAAUUUUCGGAAAUCGAUGCUUUCUUCGAAGUGUCCAUUAUACGGUUUUACCGGCGGAUACCUAUGAAGGAAAAGUUAUUACGAAAGCCAAAGUAAUGAAUAAGCUUAAGAAUAGGGAACCGUCUCAAUAUGGAGGAAGAAAUGUUGUUACGAUGAUGCCCGGUGUAGACCCGGGACCCAUUCUUAUGUCCUAUGUAAAAGAUAUUUAUAAAAGAGCACGUGUUCCCGUUGAUUUUGAAGAAAUUUUAUAUUCUGGAACAGGGGAUGAAGCGAAAGCGGCAGAAUUCGGAGAAACCGCUGUCAUAUCCAUGCACAGAAAUGGUGUGGGCAUAAAGGGAAAUUUUGCCACUCCUCAUAUUGUAAACAAUCCUAAUAUUGCAAUAAGAACGCAUCUGGAUCUAUUUGUCAAUAUAAUACAUGUUAAAAGUUUUCAGAAUAUUAAAUGUAAAUAUUCAAAUUUAGAUAUGUACAUUUGUAGACAAAAUACCGAAGGAGAAUAUGCAAUGCUCGAACACGAAGCUAGACCAGGCGUGGUAGAAAGUCUCAAAAUUAUAACCAGAGAAAACACAGAAAGAUUUGCAGAAUUCUGUUUUAAUUUUGCAAUCAAGAAGAAUAGAAAAAAGGUCACUAUAGUUCAUAAAGCGAAUAUUAUGAAACUGGCUGAUGGUUUAUUCGUGAAAGUGAUCAAAGAUGUAGCGAAAAACUAUCCAGACAUAAACGUAACGGAUAUGAUUGUCGACAAUUGUACCAUGCAAAUGGUCCAAAACCCAUCACAAUUUGAUAUGAUUCUAACGCCCAAUCUUUACGGGAAUAUUUUAUCAAAUAUAGCAACGGGUCUAAUAGGAGGUCCCGGUUUAUUGUCAGGAAGAAAUUAUGGAAGUAGUUGUGCUUUGUUUGAAGUUGGUUCACGACAUCUUACGUUUGGUGGAUCGUAUAUCAACCCAAUAGCCAUGUUAAAAGCAUCUAUAGAUCUUUUACGAUAUCUUGAUAAAGACGAAUAUGCAGAUUUAAUAGACACCGCCAUAACUAAAACUCUGUCAGAAGAUAAAAUUCAGACCAAGGAUAUCGGCGGCACAAAUUCCACAGAAGAAGUUCUAGAUCAAAUAAAGGUCAAUAUUACAAAACUACUGAAAACGGCAAAAAUUAAACAGUUCUAGAAUAUUCUCCAAGCUCAUUAUUGCAAAAAGUAUGUAAGUUAUGUCAACUGUUAUAUAUGUAAAUAUAAUAUAGAUAUUUAUUAAAAAUAUAAAUUUUUACUAAGA
Sitophilus oryzae (rice weevil) is the source of this 1445-nucleotide messenger RNA. Its product is annotated as isocitrate dehydrogenase [NAD] subunit 1, mitochondrial-like. The record is from RefSeq and is a predicted model, not a curated record. Gene Ontology annotation, biological process: tricarboxylic acid cycle; isocitrate metabolic process. Gene Ontology annotation, molecular function: NAD binding; magnesium ion binding; oxidoreductase activity, acting on the CH-OH group of donors, NAD or NADP as acceptor. Gene Ontology annotation, cellular component: mitochondrion. The transcript has 6 exons. Lineage: Eukaryota; Metazoa; Arthropoda; Insecta; Coleoptera; Curculionidae. Bases 165 to 1340 code for a protein of 391 amino acids.